Molecule: messenger RNA, 3005 nt
Organism: Saimiri boliviensis boliviensis (Bolivian squirrel monkey)
Lineage: Eukaryota; Metazoa; Chordata; Mammalia; Primates; Cebidae
Gene: INSYN2B
Product: inhibitory synaptic factor family member 2B
Source: RefSeq, a predicted model, not a curated record
GCUAAUUUAACCAGCUCCCACUUAAAUCAAGAAUUGACCAGUAUUAUUGUUUAUACCUACAGCCAGGCCAAAUGCAGGCAAGAAGAAACCUCAGCAUUUGAGGGACACAGGAGUGUGUGUAUGUGCAUGUAUGUGCACCUGCAUAUGUGUGUGUGUGUAUCUACACACACAUACACAGGAGCGUGUGUUUCCUCUGCUCCCUCCAUCUCUCCUCUCCCUUCCUUAAAGAAUUCAGCCUGUGGCCACUAGAGGUCUUUUCUUUUCACAUGGUAGCUGCCGAGCAGUUUGUUCGGCUUUUUAUUUAUUCCUACGUGAGCAGACCCACUACACUUCUUGCAUAUAAACAGUGAAAAUUACAAUAUAAAGGGCUUAUUAUUCCUUCUUUUGGAGUAAUUCUGCUUCUGGUCAAAGCCUGGCUCACUGUACAAGGAAGGGGGACCAUCCUCUGCAGGUAAUUCCACUGCUUCAAGGUGCUCCUCGCCUGCUUGUAGACUGGCUUGUCUCAGACCCAGCCCUUGAGGCCAAGCAAACAUACAUCAUCCUGGAGGCUGCAGACAUAGCUCACUGCCCACAGGUGAACUUCAGUCAAGAUACCACAACAGGGACUCUGCCCACUGAAUCCCCAAUGAUUCCUCAAUCCUGUCGUCGUCAUAUCCCACUGGGUUUUGUGAGGCUAUUUAGGAAGAUAAGUUUUCUUCACUGAAGAAAAGAGAGACAGCAUGAAAGAAAACAAUGGCCCCAAAGGAGGAAUCUGUGAUUGACAUAAACGGGAGUGUUCCCUUGGGAGCAUCAUGUAUCAUCAAAGAAGCAAACCCCCAGGUCAUUUAUUUAUCCACCUAUUUACCUGCUAUGAAAAGAAGAUAUGUUUAAGUUUCCUACGGUUUUACACUGGAAAUUAAUGCUCUGGGGGAAAAAAAGCUGUAUAUUCUAGAUGUAGCAGGUUUCUUUUGGAAUUCAUUCACCGGGAGCCUGGCACUACCCCCUAAAUGGUACUUUUGUUGUCUUUUUAUUCAAGACGGCCAGCUUCUUCCAAGAUCAGAACCACAUGCCAGCCUCCCUUGAUCAACAGCCUCCCAGCUCUCUUGGUACAUCAGAUGUUUAGUAGUUAGCCUAACUCAUUUGUUUUUCCAAGCAGCAAUUAUAACUACAAUGAAUUAAUAUUUUAACUGCAGGGGAAGCAUUACAGACAGCUCCUACGUAGACUCUAGAGGCUGGGAAUGGCCAACGGGAUUUCCCAUACUAAAAGAAGAGGACCACUCCAACCUGGCCAGCAGUUCUCUAUGUCUGAGAUGCCAUCAUUAGAUACUACUCCAAAGACCUAAGGGAGAUGUGUCCAGGAGAAGUGUAUGGUCCUGGUCCUUCCCACUGAGGCUCAAUGGCCCAGCAAAAUAUGAAAGUGAGACCUGUGCUUCUAAAGCGCAACAGUCUAGAGUCAGUGGAGUUUGUGAAACAACCUCACCACCGCAGGAGCAAAUCCCAGCAGGUGAGAUUCAAGGAAGAUGGGACCACUAAGAAUCCAACUGGCCUAGCUGAAGUUGACGUCCGAACUCCAGAAGACCCAGCUGUGAUGGGGAAGACUCAAGCAACCAGGCACCAUCAUCCCCCCACCUAUUCGCUCUCCUUCCCCAGGUCCCAGAAGGCAGGGGACUUUCGCAACAUUGCGAUUCAAACUUCCCCCAGUCUCAGGAAGCAUUUCCCAGUUUUCAAAAGGAAGAAACUCACAGCCAGCAAGUCCCUGGUGGAAAUGCCGACAGCAUCCCAAAGUGCUAUCCAGGUCAACGGCAACCUCUCUGAACAGGACAUUGUGUCUUCUGACCUAGCCUACUUAAGGUUGGCUCAGCAUCUUGAGGAUGGGCCUCGAAGGGUCAAAGUGUCCCAUGCAUUCCUCCCAAGGGUCCCCAAGGUGCAAAGCAAUGGGCCUGUUAGCAUAUGCUUGGAAGCAGGAACUUGGAGGUCCUUAGAGAAAGCCACAGCUGCCAUUCAGGUUCCAGAUGAUAUUUAUCACAGUCCUUCCUGGGAAGCUAGAGAGUCUGCUGUCAGCCCAGACAGGUCAGCUGAAGUAAGUACCUCCAUACGCCCUUUGGACAACACAUGUCCAGGUGGUGGGAGAAGGGUGACUCCAACAGUUUCAGAAAAAUCCACCUCCUGCUUAAAUGCCACCAGCGGUGCCAGCCACACACCAGGAACAGAGAAACUUAAACCUGAAUUGCUUUUGGCCAAAGACAACUCGGAUGACAAAGACCUUGGCCCACUGUCACCUCAGUCAAAGGAAACGUGUGUUCCUUCACCUCCACGGACUCACAGUUCCCCCUCACCAGGCUCCCACAGCCAGCCAGCCCACCCAGGAAGAACCUCAGACUGUCCUUCAUCAAGUACUAGUCACCAGAAUCUGUUGUCACUCAAAACUAACACUACAUCAAAAUCUGCCCCUGGGUAUCAGGAGCAGAUGGCAAACAACCCCACCCCUCCAGAGUCAGACACCCUGGAGUUUCCAAAGUGUCCAGGAAGUAAUCACCUCCCAUCCUUUCUUCCAAGGAGUGAGACCAAACUUCAGAGCAACAGGGAGAUUAGUGACAUUAAUGAAAUUCACCUGGCACGGGGUGAACUCUGCGACCUCCAAGGCCGGCUGCAAUCUGUGGAGGAAUCUCUGCACUCCAACCAAGAGAAAAUUAAAGUCCUAUUGAAUGUCAUUCAAGACUUGGAGAAAGCUCGAGCUCUCACUGAAGGGCGCAACUUUUAUCGAACUGGCCAAGAUCUCAACAAUUGCAGUACCUGCCAGAACACGGCGUGCAUCAUAUACAGUGUAGAGUAUGAUUUCCGGCAGCAGGAGGGCAGGUUCCAUGAAGUUCUACAGAGUCUGGAGGAAGCAGAACCAGUUGAAGAGGCAUCGCCUCCACCAAAGUCCCCAGCAGAACCCCCAGUCCCGGAAAAGCAGGACUUAAGGCGGAAAACCAAGAAGGUGAAAAAGAAAUGCUUCUGGUGGAUCUGAGCUGGUUGGGACCAUC